UGAUAGCAAGAUACCUCAAAUUUUAAUAUUCUUAGAGAAAUUAAAAAUAGGGUCUUAUUACAUAUAACUUUUAUCUCAAAGUGAUCAGUGAGAAAGUCUGAUAAUUUCGAUAACUAGAGCCCUAAGCCACUCUAAAAUAUGUUGGCAUUUUUGGUCAUAAAAACAUGACAAAUUUCUAUGCAUAGAGGACAAGUAAUAAAACAGUGUUGAAGAAUGAUGUAAGCAGUGGAAUCAACGAGAGUCAAGAAAGUUUGUGCAGCCGGUAUGAUUUUCAUAGAGAAAUUAUACAAAAAGUACCAGAAGAUGAAGCUCAAGCAUAUCAAAGAAGGUAAUACAAGCGAAUAUUUGCAGAUUUAUAAGAUUAUCAAGCUGAAAUUGUACAAUAAGCACGAUUCAGCUCUGAAUGCUAUUUUGAAAUCAGAAAAUGGCAUGAUGCUCGAUGCUAUUUAUCUCACAUCCCUAAUUUUUCACAGGAAUACCUACAACAUAGACUGAAAUAUCUCACCCUGGUGACUAUUUACCCUAAAAUAGGCUAAAAUCUGACUUAUAGACUUCCAAAAAGACAUUGCUUCCAAAUAAAUACUACUACCAACUUGAAACAGUUGGCCUCAAGAACAACAUGUUCGGAAAGGAAAUAGAAAUGGAACAAGAUGAGAUAGAAAAGGAACUCAUCAAAAAGUACAAAGACCUAGGAUGGGAGUUUGAGUACAAAAAGGGAAAAGUAGCAGACGUUAAUGCUCCAACUUUGGUCACCAACAAACAAGUGAAGAAGCUACGUAAAGUUGCUAUCAAGAAACCUCUUGCCAUCAAGAAGAGGUUGUGGAAAGGUCGUCAAUCCCAUAAAAACAAAGGUCAUUUCAGCAAGGGUCAAAUCGAUGACUAUUUCAAGAACUUUGAUGCAUACCAGUUAUUUGUCAAGGAGAAUAAGGAAGAUUAUCUCGUUGUCGGCAAUAAGAAUAAACUUCUUCAGAGAUAUUAGAUGACUGGAGAUUUCAUAAGACGGAAGUAUGAUGAGAUAU
Molecule: messenger RNA, 1019 nt
Organism: Moneuplotes crassus
Lineage: Eukaryota; Ciliophora; Spirotrichea; Euplotida; Euplotidae
Source: the annotation of a GenBank genome assembly